AGCUUCAAGUUUUCGGCUCCACGACGUGCGUGGUAGUAGGGCAGUAGGAGAAGAAGUAGCGCUCCAAUGCUUGUCGGGCCAGCGUUUGUGCCCGCAAUCGCCCCUGGCAUUGGAGAGGCACAUCAGCUGAAGGCUGCACAGGCAAAGCCCGUGAAGAGUCAGGCCUUCGAACAGACCCGAGUUGCCACCUUUUGUGCCGCCGUGGCCGCAGUAGCUGUCUCUCGCAGGGCCACUCAACGAAAGGCUAAAGCCAAGGAGUCCGCGGAGUCCGACGAGCCCCAGAACUUUUGGCAGGUGACCCGAAGGACUGCUCUCAGCUUCCCGGCCGUUGGUACGGCCUGUGGAGCCGCUGCGGCACGUGCCGCGCCGGCGUUGGAAGGAUAUGCCACGUUGGACAUGAAAGUGGACGACACGGGGUGCGCAGAGUGUGAAUCCAGCGGGCUUGUUGCCUGCGCCAUGUGCGAGGGCACUGGCCAGUUCCGGACGUGCGGACCCCUAGGUAGCGCAUGCCAGUGAAGCAGUUCGUAACCUGUCCUGAAUGCAAUGGUGUGGGCGAGCGGGUCUGUCAGAAGUGCGCUGGCACUGGGCUGCCGGCCAAGCGCCUCAAGGGCCUCAUGCGCGAUCCCAUCUUCGCCAAAGUGGCGUUCCGUCUCAAACGCCAGAGGGUGGACGUGAACACGGUGGACAAGAUGAGGGCGGAUGUGAAGCGAGCCGUUGAGGCGGCAGACAGGCGUGCUGCAGAGAAGGGCGAGACCGUUUGAGCUGACUGAGCCCAUCCAUUCCAAACCCUGCCUUCUCCGAGCUGGAUAACAAAAUAGAAAGUGCAUGAUUUCCUCCAAGCAGAGAGCUCCUAGUGUAAAACAAUCAGCUGAAGCUGCUAUGUUGGCUUCUGCAGUCUUUGGUGGAGCUUUCCUAAGGCUGCUUUUUUGUUCUUUUUCGUGGUGUAUGGUCGUUUGACCUUUCCAAACCGGCACAGCGGCGGUGCGAUGCUGUAUUUUUCAUGAACAUUCGUUUUCUGGACGAGGUUGAGUUGUGUCGCACAUGGCGUUGUGCGUUGUGUUUC
Molecule: messenger RNA, 1063 nt
Organism: Durusdinium trenchii
Lineage: Eukaryota; Dinophyceae; Suessiales; Symbiodiniaceae
Source: the annotation of a GenBank genome assembly